AUGAGUGAGUCACCUAGCUCCAACACAUAUCUGGACGAUUCGGCGAACUUCGAAUCGUUCCAUUUGGAUCCCAGACUCUUGCAGGCCAUUAAACAUAAUGGUUUUGAAAAACCUACACUUAUCCAGUCAAGCGCCAUUCCACUGGCUUUGGAGCAGAAAAGAGACGUUAUUGCGAAGGCUGCUACGGGAUCCGGAAAAACUUUGGCUUAUUUGAUACCCGUUGUGCAGACUAUUUUGCAGUACAAACAAACACAGACAGAUAAAUCAGGCCGUCCCAAGACACUUGGCAUAAUUCUGGUUCCCACUAGAGAACUAGCUCAACAGGUGCAAGCAGUGCUGGCAAAGCUGGUUUUAUACUGUUCCAAAGAUGUGCACUCCCUAAAUCUAUCAUCCCAACUUGCCGAUAAUGUGCUUACCUCUCUGCUACUGGACGGACCGGAAAUUCUAAUUUCGACACCUUCCAGACUUUUAACAGUUCUCGAGACGAAGUCUAACGCGUUGGUUAUGGACGAUCUGAAAUUUCUAGUUAUUGACGAAGUUGACCUCGUUUUAACGUUUGGCUACCAAGACGAUCUUGACCAAAUCGCUCGCUUUUUACCCCUCAAAAAGAACCUGCAGACAUUCCUGAUGAGUGCAACUCUGAAUGAAGACAUCCAGCAAUUGAAGGCGCAGUUCUGCCGAUCUCCCGCUGUUCUGAAACUUAAUGAGGAUGCAAUCAAUAAAGAUCAGAGCAAGCUGUUGCAGUACUAUGUCAAGGUCAGCGAGUUUGACAAAUUCUUGUUAUGCUACGUCAUCUUCAAGUUGGGUUUGAUCAAGGGUAAAACCCUCAUUUUUGUCAACAACAUAGACAGAGGAUACAGGCUUAAAUUGGUGCUGGAACAGUUCGGCAUCAGAUCAUGCAUUUUGAAUAGCGAAUUGCCUGUUAAUUCAAGGCAACACAUCGUUGAAGAAUUCAACAAAAAUGUAUAUCAACUGCUCAUUGCCACUGAUGACACUGAGUACAUCAAAGAAGAGGAAAUAGAGGAUGCUGAAGAGCAACGGGUUGAAGACGUUGAAAACACGGAACAAGCUGCCUCGAACGACGAGGGUAACAACAGUAAAAAAAAUGGAACACACUUUAAAAAGGAUAGAGACUAUGGUGUUUCCCGGGGUGUGGAUUUCCAGAACGUCGCUUGUGUUUUGAACUUUGAUCUACCUACGACUGCGAAAUCUUAUGUUCACAGAAUUGGGAGAACUGCGCGUGCAGGGAAAUCGGGAGCUGCCAUUUCAUUCGUGGUUCCUCUCAAAGAAUUUGGAAAGCACAAACCAUCAAUGUGCGCCACUGCGAAAAGGGACGAAAAGAUUUUGUCGAGAAUUGUAAAACAACAAAGCAAACUAGGUUUCGAAAUUCUGCCUUAUUCUUUCGACAUAAAUCAGGUGGAAGGUUUCCGCUACAGAAUGGAGGACGGAUUCCGUGCUGUGACACAAGUCGCUGUCAGAGAGGCUCGUGUUAAAGAAUUAAAGCAGGAGAUUCUGACAAGUGACAAGCUAAAACGGCAUUUCGAAGAAAACCCACAAGACUUGCAAAGUUUGAGACAUGACAAAGAGCUGCAUCCGGCAAGAGUGCAACAACAUCUCAAAAGGGUACCGGACUAUCUUCUGCCAGAGGCUGCAAGACAAAACAAGCAGAAGAUCGGUUUCGUACCUUUCCACACUGCCAAAAGCUUGAAACGCAAGGGCAAAGUGUAUAAGAAGAACAACAAGCGCAACGGCAAGUCAGACCCACUCAAGAGCUUUAAAUAA
Molecule: messenger RNA, 1782 nt
Organism: Lachancea sp. 'fantastica'
Lineage: Eukaryota; Fungi; Ascomycota; Saccharomycetes; Saccharomycetales; Saccharomycetaceae
Source: the annotation of a GenBank genome assembly